CCCACCCUCCCUUCCCGUGGGACAGUGUCCAGGUGCAAGGGGGAGGCACAGCCAGGAGACCUCUGUCCUGGGAGAGUUUAAAAGGCCCCAGGAUCUUUUCUCAGUCUCAGUUGACCUUCCCAACUGCCUUCAGCAUGCGGGCGUUGCUAAUUUUGAGUGCCCUGCUGGGGGCUGUCCUUGGCAAAGAGGACUUUGUGGGGCACCAGGUGCUCCGAAUCUCUGUGCCUGAUGAAGCCCAGGUCCAGAAGGUGACGGAGCUGGAGGAUCUGGAGCACCUGCAGCUGGACUUCUGGCGGGGCCCUGCCCAGCCUGGCUCCCCCAUCGAUGUCCGAGUGCCCUUCCCCAGCCUCCAGGCCGUCAAAGUCUUCCUGGAGGCCCAUGGCAUCGAGUACACGGUCAUGAUCGAGGAUGUGCAGUCGCUGCUGGACGAAGAAGAGGAGCAGAUGUUUGCCUUCCAGGCCCGGGCCGCCUCCACCGACACCUUUAACUAUGCCACCUACCACACCCUGGAGGAGAUCUAUGGCUUCAUGGAUAUGCUGGUGGCUGAGCACCCACAGCUGGUCAGCAAGCUCCAGAUCGGCAGCACCUUUGAAGGCCGUCCCAUCUACGUGCUGAAGUUCAGCACUGGGGGAAACAACCGUCCCGCCAUCUGGAUCGACACUGGUAUCCAUUCCCGGGAGUGGGUCACUCAGGCCAGCGGCAUCUGGUUUGCAAAGAAGAUCACACAGGACUAUGGCCAAAACCCUGCUUUCACCGCCAUUCUUGACAAAAUGGACAUCUUCCUGGAGAUUGUCACCAACCCUGAUGGUUUUGCCUUCACCCACAGCAAGAACCGCUUGUGGCGCAAGACUCGAUCCAUCACAGCAGGCUCCUCCUGUGUUGGGGUGGACCCCAACCGGAACUGGGACGCCGGCUUUGGGAAGGCCGGAGCCAGCAGCAACCCCUGCUCGGAGACUUACCAUGGCAAGUUUGCCAAUUCCGAAAAGGAGGUCAAGUCCAUCGUGGACUUUGUGAAGAACCAUGGGAACAUCAAGGCCUUCAUCUCCAUCCACAGCUACUCCCAGCUCCUCCUCUAUCCCUAUGGCUAUACCACAGAACCAGCCAGCGACCAGGCUGAGCUGGAUCAGCUGGCCAAAUCUGCUGUGACGGCCCUGGCCUCUCUGUAUGGGACCAAGUUCAAGUACGGCAGCAUCAUCAAAGCAAUUUACCGAGCCAGUGGCGGCACCAUUGACUGGACCUACAACCAGGGCAUCAAGUACUCCUACACCUUCGAGCUCCGUGACACUGGGCGCUACGGCUUCCUGCUGCCAGCCUCCCAGAUCAUCCCCACGGCCCAGGAGACCUGGCUGGCUCUCCAGACCAUCAUGGAGCACACUCUGAAUCACCCCUACUGAACCGGCCCUUCGGUUCUCUCUUCUUUAGCCUCUCUGGCGACCAAAUAAAGUUUGAGUGUACACGGAACAGAAUCUUGGGACAUGCA
Messenger RNA from Miniopterus natalensis, 1480 nucleotides. It is a transcript of the gene CPA1, whose product is annotated as carboxypeptidase A1. The record is from RefSeq and is a predicted model, not a curated record. Gene Ontology annotation, biological process: proteolysis. Gene Ontology annotation, molecular function: zinc ion binding; metallocarboxypeptidase activity. NCBI's taxonomy places the organism in Eukaryota, Metazoa, Chordata, Mammalia, Chiroptera, Miniopteridae.